CUACCCUCGAAAAAUGGUGCUCCUGAUGCAGCUGCUACGUUGGAUUCCCAUCUGUACGGUGUUGGUUGUGAUACAAGAAUGGCAUCGGACGCUUGCGCUGCAGCUGACAAACAUGAACGUCCCGGAGGUGGUCGACUAUCGCGACACGGUCACACUCUCCUGCAGCUACAACCUGGGCGCGCACCAAUUAAACUCCGUCAAAUGGUACAAGGGCAAUAAGGAGUUCUACAGGUACGCACCGAUGCUGUUCCCAAAGGUGACGACCUACCCAGUCGAUGGCAUCGUCAUCGCAACAGACCGACCGACGAUCUGCAACCAGUACCUCUGCUCGAUUCGACUAACCGAGCUGCAACGUCGCUCCAGCGGCGAGUACCGCUGCGAGAUCUCUGGUGACGCGCCCGAGUUCAAGCUGGCGAACGGAACGCGCAACAUGACAGUCGAGGUUCUGCCCCAAAAAGACCCCACCAUCAGUGGGCUGAGCGCCAGCUACCUGCCACACGAGCACAUCGCCGCCAACUGCACGUCAGACCAGUCCAGUCUCGCCACCCGGCUGCUGUGGUUCAUCAACGGCCGCACCGUCCCGAUGGAGUACCUUCAGCAGCAGCAGGAAACGACGCUCGAAAGCGACGGGUUCAACCUGCGCUUCCGCAUGCUGGAGAUGCGCGUCCCGGUAGAUAGGCUUGUGCAGCGCGAGCUGGACAACGUGAUCCAUAUCAAGUGCAUCGCCUCGGUGGACGCCGUGCCGUCGAUGGGCAGGGAGUCACAGGCAGAUGUGGCCCUACGAAGUCACCGGUCGUCCCUGUUUGGGUUCGGUGGACAUAGUCGCGCUGCUGGACGGAGUUUCUUUGGUCCGAGGUUUACGCUUGCCUUGGACCAGAUCGGUGCAACAUCAUUGCUACUCAUCGCAUCGGUAGCCGUCGCGAGUCUGCGGUGGUACAGCGGGCAGGACCUUCGCCAACUUCUGGACAACCGACCCUGAGCUGAUGAAGGCCAGACA
Anopheles nili is the source of this 997-nucleotide messenger RNA. RefSeq names its product pregnancy-specific beta-1-glycoprotein 11-like. The record is from RefSeq and is a predicted model, not a curated record. The transcript is spliced from 5 exons. Lineage: Eukaryota; Metazoa; Arthropoda; Insecta; Diptera; Culicidae. Bases 14 to 979 code for a protein of 321 amino acids.